Molecule: messenger RNA, 592 nt
Organism: Fimicolochytrium jonesii
Lineage: Eukaryota; Fungi; Chytridiomycota; Chytridiomycetes; Spizellomycetales; Powellomycetaceae
Exons: 4
Coding region: 273-536 (87 amino acids)
Biological process (GO): mRNA splicing, via spliceosome; spliceosomal snRNP assembly
Cellular component (GO): U1 snRNP; U2 snRNP; U5 snRNP
Molecular function (GO): RNA binding
Source: RefSeq, a predicted model, not a curated record
ACUCGGUUUUAAAUAUUAACGCGAAACUCACGUGAACGUUCGAAAUUAAAUACCCAUGCCAGCUCUGCUAGCUCUGAUGCCAGCUGAAGUUGUCGAGAGUCCAGUUUCCCUGAUAUUAGGACAACUGCCCCGAGCUGCCAUCACCAGCCGUGCCACUAUCAAACCCCAAGCUUCACUCUCCCUCGUCCUCGACGUCCAUAGCAUCGGGUCUCGCCUCCUGUCAUACCAUUUCCUCACCUGUGAUCGACUGCUGAACGCAAUAUCUGCCCCCCAUGGCGACUAAAGUACAGAAGAUUAUGGUUGCGCCGAUCAACCUCAUUUUCCGGUUAUUGCAACAGAAAUCACGGGUUCAAAUCUGGCUUUACGAACAAACGGAUAUCAGGAUCGAAGGGCAAAUCAUUGGAUUCGACGAGUUCAUGAGUUUGGUGCUUGACGACGCAGAGGAGGUGUCCACAAAGAAGAACACGCGGAAGCAGCUAGGGAGGAUACUGCUAAAAGGAGAUAACAUCACUUUGCUGUGCGCGUUGAAUCCGUAGGAUGGCGAGGGGCGGGACUUGGUCACGCGAUAGGCGUAAGUUCGAUGUACGUAGUG